This is a messenger RNA of Phlebotomus papatasi, 1128 nucleotides long. Its product is annotated as protein mono-ADP-ribosyltransferase PARP16-like. Bases 59 to 1063 code for a protein of 334 amino acids. The transcript has a single exon. The record is from RefSeq and is a predicted model, not a curated record. Lineage: Eukaryota; Metazoa; Arthropoda; Insecta; Diptera; Psychodidae. Gene Ontology annotation, cellular component: endoplasmic reticulum tubular network; membrane; nuclear envelope. Gene Ontology annotation, biological process: endoplasmic reticulum unfolded protein response. Gene Ontology annotation, molecular function: protein serine/threonine kinase activator activity; NAD+ poly-ADP-ribosyltransferase activity; kinase binding.
CUUCUGCGUCUGUCAUUCCCCUGAUAACAUCUACGAGAGUGUAUUUGUGCCUGGUGAGAUGUCCAGAAGUCCGGAAAAGUCUCUGAAUCAGCGAGAAAAGUUCCAAGAGGUCUGCAAUGCCAUCCGAAGUGAUCCAGAAGCUUCAGAUCUCAGAGUGUCUCUGUUUUCUGUGGCUUCCAGCAGAAGCUAUCAUCAGGGAAUGGGUUUGAGACCCAUUCCACCGAAUCUCUCUCUCACUGACGACGUGGACCUCGAGGGACUGCAGCAUCUCCUCCUGAAAAUCCCUGCCCUGGAAGAUUUGCUGAACACAAAGGCAGAAGAGAUGGAAGCUGAAAUUGUGGAUUUUCUCCACUGGCUUUUGGUGCAAUUGACAGAUCCGCAGGUGACACGAGUGAAGCCAAUCGAUGCCAGGGAUGUUCUGCAGAGAUUCAAGUGGGACAGGAGGGAACUGCGACCCAGUCAUGUAUUUAAAGUGGAUUACAAUCCGGAAUCGAGUACGGAGAAGAAGUUUCAGGAGCAUGCUAGAGAAUUCCCGACGAAUUAUGCCUUUCAUGGCUCCAAGGCUCACAAUUUCCACUCAAUCCUCAACUUUGGACUUGCCCAGCAUCUAAAUAAGCGAUCUGCAUUCGGUGAAGGACUCUACAUUGCAACGGAUUUGUCUGUUUCUAUUACUUACAGUCCCUCAGAGUCCAAUUGGAUGCAUUCCCAGCUCGGGAAGAGGAUUUCUUGUGUUGCCCUCUGUGAAUAUGUGGAACAUCCUGUGCAUCUAUCCUGCCGGGAAAUGAACAAAAAAUCCGAUGUGCCCAAGAAUACAUUGGUCGUCAGCAACAAUGAGAUCAUUAGAGUACGAUAUCUACUUCUGUAUGGAAGCUCCUUGCCACGGAAAACACUUCAAACUCCUGAAAAAUCAAUCAUCGGCUGGAUGAGGAAUCACAAGGCCACUCUUUUGAUCAUCAGCUACGCUUUUAUCCUAUUGGCUGUCAAUUUUACCACUUCCAGCACUUCCUGGUGGACUUCCCUCCAGAACAUCAUGAAGAGAUUCCUGCCCAGUUGCUGCCAGUAGAAUUAACUCUAAACAUAUUUUAUUCAAUAUCAAAUCUGGCUGUGAAUAAAACUUCUUUCCUUUUA